AUGUUCACGUCGAUGAAAGUUGUCACGUUCUUUGCAUUGAUUUCUUCUAUCUUCUUUGCAAUCGGUAUGAUUGUUAUCUUGCAAUUCACGAUUCGACAGCCAACACAAUGGGACAAGCUGCCCGCUUACACCGACUUCACCGGGACAACGAUGAUGAUCGGGAUUUUGAUAUGUGGCGUCCUGCCGACAACAAUGCUCACCUGUGGAUCAAUCAUGACGGGGCUUGGCUUUUUUGGAUAUACCGGUUUUGGGGAUAAAAUAGCGCCAUCUAUCACGAGCAAUGUGCCAAAAGAUGGACUCUACUCGUCUGUCAAUGUUUCUCUAAUGAUUCAAACUGUUCUCGUGCAUUCAUUUGCUUUAUUUGUCAUCAUCGAAGUCUUUUAUCCGGGUUUUCAGCGAAGGGUACACGAGCGUUACCCAAAAACGCCAAACAUUCUCUUGGAUAAAGGAUACAGAUUGUUUUGGGUACUAUUAACGUAUUUUUUGGCAAUUGGUAUACCAAAUCUCGAAAUAAUGAUCCCGUUGGUUGGGGUCACAUCGGGGACACUUUGUGCUCUCGUAUACCCACCGCUAUUCGAAAUUUUGACAUUUUGGCACGAAUGGCAGCGUUCAAUGGGAUAUUGUCAACGUAUCUCGAAAGUUUUGUGGAACUGCUUCUGUGUCUGUAUCGGAAUUUGUGCCAUCUGCGCCGGAGUCUACUCAAAUGUUUUGGCCAUCAUUGAAGCCUUUCAUCCAGGAAAAACCCAGCUAUCAGCG
Mesorhabditis belari is the source of this 756-nucleotide messenger RNA. The record is from the annotation of a GenBank genome assembly. NCBI's taxonomy places the organism in Eukaryota, Metazoa, Nematoda, Chromadorea, Rhabditida, Rhabditidae.